Molecule: messenger RNA, 2355 nt
Organism: Botrytis byssoidea
Lineage: Eukaryota; Fungi; Ascomycota; Leotiomycetes; Helotiales; Sclerotiniaceae
Exons: 3
Coding region: 1-2355 (784 amino acids)
Biological process (GO): protein quality control for misfolded or incompletely synthesized proteins; mitochondrion organization
Cellular component (GO): mitochondrial inner membrane
Molecular function (GO): metalloendopeptidase activity; ATP hydrolysis activity; ATP-dependent peptidase activity
Source: RefSeq, a predicted model, not a curated record
AUGGCAACACCAACUCAUGGGUUUUCCACGAUGGCUACAUCUUUAAGGCUUCUGGUUCGGAAGGCACCGGAAACCCAAUUUGCGAAGAUGACACUUCCAUCGGUGCGAAUGCUUUCGACUAGAUCGAUUCCUGUACUACCUUCCAGCGCACGAAUGGACCCAAUGUCUCCAGGCCUUCGAAAUGCAUUUAUCUCGGCUUCAAAACGUAUCUCUACUGCGAAUUCAACGAUCCUAUCUUCAUCUAUUCUUGCCAUGGCUCAUUGCCGUCAAAUAUCCACGUCUUCGUCUCCACGACCAGAGCAGUCCAUGCCAUUUACCAAACCCUUUGAAUUCCAGCGAAGAUCUCUCUUCGGUGGUAGCCCAUCACACAAUUUACUCUCUCACUUGGAAGAAACUGCAAACAAGAAUCCUACUAGUGCCACGGCUCAGAACGCUCUCUACCAAGCGCUAUUGAAGGCAAAUAUGCCAGCCAUCAUUGCCGACAGGUAUCAAACUGGUCAUUUCGCAUCAAAUUCUGCUUGUGAAGGUGCAUAUCAUAGGGCUCUAGGUAUGUUGGGACAAAUGGACAGCGGCAUGGCAAAUCCUUCCGGACAAGCGGGAAAUAUCGGCAACGCGCAACUACAGGCUAUUGGUCAAGCAGUCGCUGCUACUUCUCGAGGAGGUAAUAUUGCUAUAUCUCGCGGCCAAGCAUCUGGUUCUGGCGACAAAAACUCUCCUAUGCACGUUGUUGUUGAUGAAACGAUGGGAAACACUAUUUUCAAAUGGGUCAAAUUCGCUCUCUACUUUGCACUUUUCACGUACAUCAGUCUGGUCGUUGUUGCUAUGAUGAUUGAAGGCUUCAAUUCGAUCGUUGCCAGAAGACCAGGAGGGGCGAAAACCGAUAACGAGGCCAAGGCUGAACACCAAAACGUCAGGUUUACGGAUGUACAUGGUUGUGACGAAGCAAAGGAUGAACUCCAAGAACUCGUAGAUUUCUUGAAGAAUCCGGAGAAGUUCUCCACGCUCGGUGGAAAACUUCCGAAGGGUGUUCUGCUCGUUGGCCCUCCUGGAACUGGUAAAACUUUAUUGGCCCGUGCGGUUGCUGGCGAGGCCGGCGUUCCAUUUUUCUUCAUGUCUGGUAGUGAGUUCGACGAGAUAUAUGUUGGCGUUGGUGCAAAGCGAGUUCGAGAACUUUUCACUGCUGCGAAAGGCAAAUCACCAGCCAUCAUAUUCAUUGAUGAACUGGAUGCUAUAGGAGGCAAACGAAAUGCUCGGGAUGCCGCGUACUCCAAGCAAACACUCAAUCAGCUGCUUACUGAACUAGAUGGAUUUGCACAAAACAAUGGCGUUAUCAUUUUGGCUGCUACUAAUUUCCCCGAACUGCUAGAUAAGGCUCUUACACGACCUGGAAGAUUUGAUCGAAAUGUCGUCGUUGGGCUACCAGAUGUGCGUGGUCGAUUGGCGAUCUUGAAGCAUCACAUGCAAAAGAUCAUUGCUUCUCCUGAUGUCAACAUUGAAACACUUGCUUCUGGUACCCCAGGCUUUUCUGGCGCGGAACUUGAGAACGUCAUCAACCAAGCUGCUGUGCAUGCCAGUAGAGCGAAAGCAAAAGCGGUAUCUAUGUUGGAUUUCGAAUGGGCAAAGGACAAAAUAAUGAUGGGUGCAGAAAAAAGGAGCAUGGUCAUUUCUCAGAAGGAAAAGGAGAUGACAGCCUAUCAUGAAGCAGGGCAUGCCCUCGUUCUCAUGUUUACCCCCGGAACAGAUCCCUUGCACAAGGUUACGAUUAUGCCCCGAGGCAGUGCUCUUGGUAUAACUUUCCAUUUACCAGCAAUGGAUAAGUACUCAAUGACUUUGGAUGAGUAUGAGAGCAGGCUUGACGUCUGCAUGGGAGGUAAAGUGGCAGAAGAAAUCAAAUAUGGCCCUACAAAGGUCACUAGUGGAGUUUCUAGCGAUCUCCAAACCGCCACAAGCCUCGCAUAUAAUAUGGUCACUAGAUUUGGAAUGUCACCCGAGCUCGGUAAUGUAGACUUGAUGACAAACUACGAGCAUCUCUCCGCAGGAACCAAGCUGCUUGUCGAGUCUGAAGUUAGACGCGUCAUUGAGGAGGCUCGUCUUCGUGCUGUCAAGCUCAUCGAAUCCAAGCGUAAAGAACUGGAUCUCUUGGCAAAGGCUUUAGUGGACUACGAGACGUUAGAUAGAGAAGAAGCCUUCAAAGUUGUUAAGGGAGAGAAAUUGGUGGGCAGGGCAAUUUCUCCUUCGGGAAGCAUAAAAGUACCUGAAAGUAUGGGUACUUCACUUGCACCAAUUCCCGGAAGCCAAAGUCCCGAGGAUAAGGGACCGAAGGGACCACCAGGUGGUGGUGCUCUUGCACAUUAA